CUGCAUGCGUUUAUGUGUUUAUGCGAAACCGGAAGUAAGUUUCAUUUAAUUCAAGUUGCACUGCAUUGCGCUGUAUCUGAACUGAAAUUGUUUCUUCAUAUUUUCACAUCCUGUAUCAACCGGCUGUUCCAGUCUAAAUUGUCCUUUCUCAUCUACUCAAGUCAUGAAUUUGGUUAGCAAUUACUUGUCUACCGUACAGCAUACAAACACCACGUUGUAGCUAGCUACGUCCGUCGGCGCGUCCAUGUGAACUAAUUUGCUUUGUCCUGAGACGGAUCACACCGAUCAUGGCGCAAGAUAUGCCGUUGGGGCUACAUGGGAAGAUCAGUCGGGAGAGGGCUGAGGCUCUGCUGAAACCCUGGCAAGACGGGUUCUACCUGAUCAGGGAAAGCACCCAUUACCCCGGAGACUUCACCCUGUGUGUCUGCAUCUCCGGUCGGGUGGAGCACUACCACAUCAUCACCACACAGAACCACAACUCGUCGGGAAGAAAUUCGUUAACGAUAGACGAAGAGGUUUUCUUCCUCAAUCUCCAGGAAUUGAUACAGCAUUAUACAGAAGAUGCGGAUGGGUUGGUGUGUAAUUUAAAGAAACCUGUAGAGAGGAAACUUGAUAACAUCAUGGAUGGGCAUCACCACUCCCAGAGGGGGCCGCAGCAUACGGCUGACGGGUCUUUCAAGAAAGAUGGAGAUAAAAAUGAGAUGAAAAAUCUCAUGUCAGGUCCUUGGGCAGUCAAUAAGAAUGAACUCAAGCUAGGAGAAGAAAUUGGCCAUGGAUUCUUUGGAGCUGUAAAGGUUGGAGAGUACCAGAACAAGAAAGUAGCAGUGAAAGUGAUUUCAGGAGACAAUGAAGCAGCCCAGUCUAUCGUAGCAGAAGCUUCCAUUAUGACGCAAUUGAGACAUCCAAACUUGGUGGCUCUGAUCGGUGUCAUCCCAGACCAACCCAACUCAAUCUCCAUUGUGCUAGAAUUCAUGGCAAAGGGGAACCUCUUAGACUAUGUGAGAUCAAGAGGAAGGACAGUCAUCACAAGGAAACUCCAGCUUAAGUUUUCAAUAGACAUAGGAGCAGGAAUGUGUUACCUAGAGCAGAAACUCUUUGUCCAUCGGGAUCUAGCGGCCAGGAAUAUUCUCAUCUCGGAGGAUGACGUUGCUAAGGUGUCUGAUUUCGGUCUCGCUCAAGAUAACAGUACACAGCUAGGCACAGGAGGCAAGAUACCUGUUAAAUGGACCGCUCCAGAAGCUUAUAAGAAAAAACUAUUCACAACAAAAUCUGAUGUAUGGAGUUUUGGUAUACUGCUUUGGGAGCUGUUCUCGUUUGGAAGAGUACCAUAUCCACGAGUGCCUGCCGAUGAUGUGAUGACGUUCCUGACGGAAGGCAGUCGUAUGCAGGCUCCGGGAGACAACUGCAAGGAUGUCCACGAACUCAUGAUGAAGUGCUGGCAGACGGAACCGGAGAAGAGGCCCACGUUUUCACAGCUCCAAGUGCGGUUAAAAGAAUUACCAGCGACAGCGAAGAACGAUUCAUGAUGCUCCUCACACUGCUUUCAAUAUGUAUAUAUUGGUGAUUGGUCGUAGUUUUAAACUAAAAUUAAUUGCCGUUUUGUGUAAAUUCUUAGGAAAGGCGGCAUCUGCUUAGUUUCUUCUUUUUCUUUUUAAUACAGCUGUUGUAAAAACCUGCCAAAAAGUUAUUUCCAGACUAGUGUUUACAGGUAAACUACAUCUGCCAGAAUACUCUUGCUUCAAUAUGUUUUUCAAAGUCAUUGCGUGAUACGAUGGUCCUUCUAUUAAUAGCUUCAGUUGCAAAAAUUAUAACUCUGAUUUCACAAGUAAUGAAAAUCACUAGGAUCUUCUUUCGCGAACUCUGUUUCGUUUAUAUAUUUUCUUAUAAGAUGCCAGAUUUUAAAAAUGACUAGGUAUGUAUAGCUCUUUAUGGUACAUAAUCCAACUUGCUUUCUCUAGAACGUGAGGUAGCAUAUGCAACAAGGCCAUGAAGCUUAUAUUUAUUAGUAUUUUGAAAGGCAGUGAUAUGUUUUGUGAGUAUUCAUUAUUCUGGGAGACAAGACUUUCUAGAGAAAUAGCGACAUGUAAUUAUUUCUUCAUCAUUUGAAUCGCAAAACGCAUAUAUUCGGUAUUUACAUGAGGAUAUAUAUUCUGGAAAAAGCUUUAUGCAUCUUUAAAUGUUUAUAACGCCAGAGUUCUGGUUGCCAUUUUAUUGUCAAAGCUUUAUUUGUAAAGUGCUUUAUUUGCUUGGAGAUGUAAAUAAGGGAUAUGCGCGGAAUUGUUCUGCUUAAAAUAUAAAUUGGUGAACUCUGUAUGUACUAGGUUAAAAUGUUUGUGGGUGACUUGUCCAGUGUUUCAGAGAGACAAUUAUUUACAUGUAAAUAGAAAUAGGAGGUGAAAAGUUGAAAAGGAAAACGUAAGCAGUCUAAAGAAAAGCAGAAGAAAGGCAGUGAUUAUAUCUAUCUGUUGAGACAGAUAACAUUAACUCCUAUCUGUCACUGUCUCAGUCUGCCUAUAUUAUUAAAACAAAAACAUAAUUUCUUCUCUAUGAUUAAUGCUGCUCUAAGAAUAAGAAUUUUAAAAGAAGGUAUUGACUGAUAAAAAUCUUGAUUAUCACUUUUGUGCUGGUAGCAAAAGAUGUUUGGUGUCUCUUAAAAAAAUACUGUAUUAAAAAAAAGUCUUCUAACCAAGAAAGGUGGACCAUGUUGUGUAUUCAAUCUAUAUCAGGCAUGUCACAAUUAAACUUCUGAUAUAACUCUAGAAUUAGUAUUAGGAUUGAUUUCUUUAAUUUUUUUUGGUACUGAUUUUUUUGAAUACCAUUACACAUGUAUUACAAAUGGAUUUCACACUGGUAUACUGACUAAUAUAUUGAUUUCAAAAUCCUUAUUUAUUUUUCAUUUGGGGGAGGGAGUAUCAAGCAGUGCAUUCACAUUAACUCAGAUGUGUAGACAUGUGUAGAGAAAACUUCAAAAUGAAACCAACAUGCGCCAUCCUAAAAAAUAUUGACAAAAGUGAGAAGUGCUUGAUACAAAAAAAUUACUAAUAGACUUAUAAAUAAAUUCAUUUUUUCGUUACUUACUGGUUUUGGCCUAAACUUUGCCAUAAUUAUGUUCAGAGAUCAAGAAAUUGAGAGUUAGACAGAAGUGAUUUGCUUCAAUCGAUAUUAAAAAAAUACAGUGCAUUCCAAUACCACACAGGGUAGCAGCUGCGGUGUAUAACGUAGUUAGCUAGCUAGCUGUCGCUACGCGCUAGUGAGCGUCGAGCGCGUAUGUACAUUGGUAUAGUGCAUUACAGUGGGAUAUGUCGAGGAAAAAGAAAAAUCUAUACUUUCAAUCCUGUAUUUGUUUAAAAUAAAAAAUCAAGCAAAUAGACGUCAUUACAUACACAUUUAAGAUAUAAAAAAAUGGUAUGAAUUCAGAGAUAGUCUGUAUGGCGGUAUCACAGUAUGAAAUUAUGAUGGCGGUAUUCAUACAGAUGUUAAUCUAUUACCGUAUGGCAUUACUAAAACUGGUUAACCGAAAAAAAGCAUAAUUUAUUUCACCAUGAUGUUCAUGACACUUGCUCCAGAAAUUAGGCAUUACAUUUUGUGUGUGUUUAAAAUUAUUGUGAAGGCAGCAAGGAGAAUUGAAGUGCACAGAAAUAUGACAUCUUGCUCGUAGAUUGAUGGAAUUCAUCUUGUUUUCUCAAAUAAUAUUGUUUUAUUUGGUUGAUUUUGAUUUAUGUUAUGUCCUUAAGGAAACCAAGAAGCAGUACAUUGAUCCUUACAGAGUAUACAUUGCAAAGAAAAUAGAGCAAAAUAGUGAAGAGCAUUAGUUUUGUUGAAUACACCUUUAAAAAACAAUAGGUAUGCCACCCAGCAUAUUUUUGUGUGUAGCGCAAUACAUAAUAAUAUGCCAGUGUAUUACAUAUCUGCAUACAUGAUAUGCUCAUGAUGUAAAGAAACAGAAGAGAGCCAUUGGCAGGAAAACAGAGAUUGAACUUGAUAUUUCAGUUAGUAUUAUUACUACAAUUUUAUAUCUCUUCCAUUGAUAGAUUUCGGUUAGGUCAAUACUCUAAAAAAAUUUGUGGAAUGUAGCUCGUAAGUGAAAUUGGACUCUAAUUUAAAUUUGUGAAUUCUAUUUUUAUCUAGGCAAUGAAAGACGAAGAAUGAUAGAGAAGAAUAGUAUGAAACUAUACACAGAAAUAAUAUUGAUAAUUAGAGAUAAUACAUGGAGCUUAGGAAAUAUGUGUUUUUCCAUCAUAAAUUAUUUUGUGUACUCAAGAAAGCUUCAUCCUUUGAUGACCGCAACUGAAUUUGUAAUUUGAAUCAAAUGAUAUUUAUUUACUAUUUUGAAAGUAUUAUCGUAGCAUAUGACGUCAUAUCUCAUAAAUCAAAAGAUGAUUUCAUAGAAGCCUUUGCUUGUAAUGAAAUGGACUAGAAUUUCACCUUACAGUCUAGAUUAUUUGAUUCUAAUAUAUUUAAAUAAAUAUUUGUAGGCAAAAUUUGGUUGGAUAGUGUAAAACAAAAACAUUUUGCAUGCAUGAGUGGUUCAGAUUUGCAAGAAAAUGGCAGUCCUUAACAAUUUGCAAGAGUUUCAUGUCGAGAAAGUUUCUCGUUUUAGAGUAAUGGAUUGAAUAUUUAUAAAUGCCCAAUAGUCAUAUUUUUGUAAUACUUCAUUUAUGCUAAAUUAGUCUAGACUGCAUGUGGACUAAAUCAUCCACUGAUGAAUGUUAGCAGAUCGUUGAAUUAAGAGGUGCAUUGAAUGCUCUAUUCACUAUUUGAUGUAGGUGAUAUCGCAGAUAUUCUUUGGAUGUGAGUAUGAUAUUCUCACCUUGAUUAAGAAAAGAAGAAUUGCAGAGUAUUUAUAUGGCCCUGGAUGAUUAAAGUUCUUCAUAUCAUUUUAAACAACUGAAUAUACAUGUAGAAAGAGUGUACUGUUCAUGUUAGCCAAACAGACCUUCGUCAUUGAAUAUGUUUAUAUCAGGUUUUUGGUUUUUCGUUAACUAUGUUUUUGUAAAUGUCUUUUAUAUACACAUCAAUGCUUCAUUGCUACACUGCUUAAAAUAUGAAACUUACUGACCAUUCUUAUAACAAAUUUAAAAACAAAUCUGUUAAACCUCGGUGCCAAUAUUCUUGACUACCAAGAUAUUAGUGAGUUCUAGGAGCACAAUUGAUAAAACUUCUUUUUGUUGUAGAUUAUUCAUAACUUAAGUUGCAUUAUUUUGACAAUGUUUAUUUUUCUUCAUUUACGGUAGUUAUACAUGUAUCUCAAAGAUUACGUCUUUCAUAUUUUUGUACGAUUUGUAAACGUCCAACCAGGUGCCUUCAUAUAUGAAAUCAAUGAUUUGUUAAAAAAUUAAUUAUUUUUGUUUGUGAGACAUUAGUGCUCCAGACCGUACACUUACUCUAGCUUCUUUAUGCAUGGGAUGAAUAUAGUUUCUUACCAUGGAUGGCAAAAGACCAUUGCACCAUUUUUCAGUUCAUAGGAAACAUAUGUAUCAGUUGUAGGAAUUUUUUUUUAAUGAGCAGUAAUUGAAUUACACAAUCUGUUUGGCACUAACUUUACUGGUUAAAUUAAUAUUUAGGUUCUCACUUUUUCAUAUGACUUUGACAUAGACAGUUGAUAUACUUGCUAUGAAAUCAGUGUUGAGAAAAUGAAAUCAACUUAAAGGCUUUAAGAUUAAAUCGAUGAUAUUGGCAUUACAUCAGAGCGUUUGGCAUAUCGUCUGUUUUUGGAGCCAGAUGAGUUUUUAGGAAGGUUUAAAGAUUUGAACUUGACUCAUAAGACUAUACUGUUUUUCUAUAUAAUUUUCAUUCGUAAUCAUUGUACAGUUAUUUAUGCAAAAUUUAAUUGAUGAGCCUUUUCUCUUAUCACAUGAAAAUGUCCAUUGUAUAUAAUACCGCUUCAAUAAAUAUAAAAGGUCCAGAUGAAUUGUAUGUAUGCAGUAAAUAUAAAUAAUUUUUUCAAGGUCAACUUAAAAAAAGAAUAUGAUUUGUAAAUCUAAUCAUAACAUAAUUGAAAGCACAAAUUGUCUUCUGCUUUUAAUAUUUAUUAAUUGCUUCUUGCUGCAAAGAAGGUUAUAUUUUGAUGAAAAAUUACAUUUUUCACUCAAAUAAAAGUAUCAAGAAUUUUGCUUGCCUGCUUGAUUUGCUCGGUUGUAAAAUUGAGAAACUAGAAAGUUGAUUUCUAAGUGAGAGACAUCAGCCCUGCCUGUGAAUGAGCCCAUAAUAUUACCUUUCUGUGUUAAAACCAGAUGGGUGUAAUAAACUUCGUUUUAGACAAUGGUACCCCAUGUAAGAUAUAAGAUGUACCCAAACAUCUGUUUGUAAUGAUGAGGUGGUACAUUUAUACGUAAUAGACUUGUCCUAAUUAAGUACAUUAUUUUGAAGGCCUUUGUAAUUAAUGAGUCAAUGCAGAAAACUACUUUUAUAUCGUGCUGCUUUAUAGACAUUUAUUUACGUCCGUGCUUCUUUGAAAAAAUGUUUGUUUUUUGCAUAGGGUUUUGUUUAGAGAUUCUUGAAGCAUUGAGUUGAUGACAGCUGGAUUUAACAUUCUGUCUGUAAGCUCUACUAUAAGAUUGAACAUACAAUUGUAAAAUGACAUUUUAAAGAAAACAAAUAUAAUAUUGAAUAAAUGAGAAUGACAUGCAGAA
Molecule: messenger RNA, 6632 nt
Organism: Strongylocentrotus purpuratus (purple sea urchin)
Lineage: Eukaryota; Metazoa; Echinodermata; Echinoidea; Camarodonta; Strongylocentrotidae
Product: tyrosine-protein kinase CSK
Exons: 11
Coding region: 288-1526 (412 amino acids)
Biological process (GO): protein phosphorylation
Molecular function (GO): protein tyrosine kinase activity; ATP binding
Source: RefSeq, a predicted model, not a curated record